This is a messenger RNA of Ramularia collo-cygni, 1596 nucleotides long. RefSeq names its product related to HNM1-Choline permease. The coding region runs from base 1 to 1596 and encodes 531 amino acids. Gene Ontology annotation, cellular component: membrane. The record is from RefSeq and is a predicted model, not a curated record. Lineage: Eukaryota; Fungi; Ascomycota; Dothideomycetes; Mycosphaerellales; Mycosphaerellaceae. Gene Ontology annotation, biological process: transmembrane transport. The transcript has 8 exons. Gene Ontology annotation, molecular function: transmembrane transporter activity.
AUGGAGAUGUCGCAAAGAAGCCAUUACGAGAUGGACGCCAAAGCCAGCUCGACGCAAAUCACCAUGGACGACGAGGUGGAUCACAACCUCUCUCCAGAGAAGGCCGGGACUAGACUAGACCAGAUGGAUAUGCGACGGAUGGGUAAAUCGCAGGAGUUUCGUCGAAACUUCAGUUUCAUACCAAUCUUUGGCUUUGCAGCAGUGUUGAUGAUGACGUGGGCUUCUAUUAUGAACUCCGUGAGCUACAUUCUUCCAAAUGGAGGGCUUCCGGCACUCAUCUGGAUAUACAUUGUAACUCUCUUUGGUUUCGGAUGUGCAAUUCUGUCAAUGGCAGAAAUGGCAUCGAUGGCGCCGACUUCAGGUGGUCAAUACYACUGGGUUUCCGAAUUCGCUCCAAAGUCCUUCCAAAAAGUACUCAGCUACGUUGUUGGUUGGUUCUGCGUUCUCGGGUGGCAGGCCGGUAUAGCUGGGCAAUGUUUCACAGUCGCAAGUCAAGUGCAGGGAAUGAUUAUCCUCAACGAUAUCAAGUACAAGCCCCGACCAUGGCAUGCUACGCUGUUGACAAUAGCCACGGCCACAGUUGCCGUCAUGUUCAACAGCUUCUUUGUUCGAAAGUUGCCUCUCAUAGAGGGCCUGGUCCUCGUACUGCUUGUGUUCGGUUUCUUCGGCGUCUUGAUCCCGCUUUGGGUCUUCGCGCCUAAGCACUCCAGCAGCGAUGUAUGGCUCAACUUCACACAGGUGUCCGACUGGCCAUCGAUGGGCACCGCUACCUUGGUCGCCUUCACAGGGCCCAUCUACGCGCUGAUUGGUCCCGACUCGGCUGUCCACAUGGCUGAAGAGGUCAAGGAUGCUUCCAGGACGAUUCCCUGGGCGAUGGUGUCCACAUUGAUCCUGAAUGGUUUCACAGGUCUGGUCAUGGCCAUCACCUUCGCCUACUGUCUAGGUCCAAUCGAGGCAGCGCUAUUGCCAAAAUACAACUUUGCGCUGAUCGGGACCUUCUWCAACGCCACUCAGUCGCACGCCGGAGCAACGAUCWUGACUUGCAUUGUGACCACUCUGGCUCUUUGCUCUGCCAUCAGCAACGUCGCCACGGCAAGUCGGCAGAUGUUCGCCUUUGCGCGCGACCACGGGCUACCUUUUGCGAGAUUUCUGUCUCACGUACGGCCUGGGUGKGACAUUCCUCUCAACUCAGUCAUAGUGUGCUUCUGCUGCACGGCACUCCUAUCGCUGAUCAACUUGGGAAGCACAGUGGCUUUCAACGCCAUUCUCUCCAUUGGAGUUGGUGCGCUCCUGACCUCGUAUAUGACUUCCAUUGGAUGCCUUCUUCUCAAGCGAAUCCGGGGCGAGGAGUUGUUGCCGCGCCGCUGGAGUCUGGGAGUUCCGUUCGGAUGGUUCUGCAAUACUGUUGGCUUUGUGUAUGUUGUGAUUGCCUUCAUCUUUGCAUUCUUUCCCAUUGGGAAUCAUCCAACACCAGAGUCGAUGAAUUGGGCUUGCGUGAUAUAUGGAGCAGUUGGGAUUCUAGCGACCAUUUAUUAUUGCUUCUGGGCAAGGCACAUUUACGUGCCGCCUGAGUCGCGUUUAGCCAAGGACUUGUAG